Trichobilharzia szidati is the source of this 1050-nucleotide messenger RNA. NCBI's taxonomy places the organism in Eukaryota, Metazoa, Platyhelminthes, Trematoda, Strigeidida, Schistosomatidae. The record is from the annotation of a GenBank genome assembly.
GCGCAGACUAGUGGGAUACAUUUUAUUUGGUUUCUUUACCUGAAGAUGAGCGUUUCUGAUUGAUGUCAGACUUUGCUGUCCGGGGUCAAAUAAACUUCACAGUUCCAACCCAGUGUUCCUGUUGAGUUCCAGUCUGUUGUAUCUCUUCGUUGACUUCUGAAAGUGUACUAUUUUGACAUCUAGAUACUUUUGGUCAGCAAGCUUCAACUGGACACAAAAUAAUUGCACAAAUUACAUACUGAAUAACGAAUCUAGUACAUUCUUUCAAAAAGAUUCGUUUUCUCUAUGGAUCGUGGCGCUAAACGGGCUAGAUAUAGUUCAGAAGAGGAGGACAAUGGUAAUAACCAUGAAAAUUCUAGAAAGGAUGACUCGUCGAAAAAUCCAGAUAAAAUUGCCAACAUAUUUGGCAGAACUGGUGGUGCAUAUAUUCCCCCAGCUCGACUUCGUCAAAUGCAGGCCCAGAUUACAGACAAAUCAUCUGAGGCAUAUCAACGAAUUGCUUGGGAAGCACUUAAAAAGUCUAUUCAUGGUUUCAUCAAUAAAGUGAAUGUGUCCAAUAUAUCAGAAGUUGUUAAACAGCUUCUAAUGGAAAAUAUUGUUAGAGGUAGAGGUUUAUUUGCCAAAUCUCUUCUUACUGCACAGUCUGCAUCGCCCACCUUUACUCAUGUUUUCUCUGCUCUUGUUGCUGUUGUAAACUCGAAGUUUCCCAAGAUUGGUGAACUAGUUCUCAAAAGGUUGAUCAAUGAAUUUCGUAAAGCAUUUCGUCGGAAUCAAAAAGAUCGUUGUCUGUCAACUGCACGAUUUUUGGCUCAUUUAGUUAAUCAGAAAGUUGUUCAUGAAUUAAUUAUCCUGGAAUUACUGACUCUUCUACUUGAACAAACAACUGAUGACAGUGUUGAAGUCGCUGUAUCUGUACUGAAAGAAUGCGGUGCUAUGCUUUCACGUCUUGUACCUAAAGGUGUACAUGGAAUUUUUGAACAUCUUCGACGUAUUCUAAAUGAAGGCCAAUGUGAUAAACGCAUUUCUUAUAUGCUAGAAGUUAUGUUUCAG